This is a messenger RNA of Strongylus vulgaris, 2667 nucleotides long. The record is from the annotation of a GenBank genome assembly. NCBI's taxonomy places the organism in Eukaryota, Metazoa, Nematoda, Chromadorea, Rhabditida, Strongylidae.
AUCGAUGAUGAUGAGUCUGCAACCAUCAUGGAUGCAACUGUGACACAGUAUGGUAAUGCACUCGAAGCAAUGAUUGAAAUGCGGCCAACUGUCGGAACGGUUACUCUACUUUUGAAGGUCUCGCGUAUGCUCCAGCCGUAUUAUGGUAAGCUGGCUGAACAUGAACGGAGCAGAUCUAUCGACGCUACUGUACAAGUUCUUCGUGUAUAUCUGGAUAGAGCUGAAGAUAUAACUAUUGGGAUAGCAAGUGACUUUGGACCUCUCUCGUCAUUGCUGGCUCGUCUCUCACCUCGUCUUGUCGACUCUUUGGCUCUUGUACGCCAUCAGUCUCUUGCUGCUAUACAUUUCGCGUUUCGCCUUGCCAAUGCUUAUAAGGUAUGGAUCUCGCCAUAUGUCAUUUCUUUCCAAUCGUGUUUUUUUAAUGCUUGGACGCUGACAUUUAGGGUCAUGGCACUCAUACGGACUCAAGCCUAUUUCGCAUUGAGGAAUUCAGCAAAACUUAUCUGGACAGUGAAGGACGUUUGGAUACGAAUGAUGCUAAAAAGGCUAUCAGAAAGAUGGCUGAAGCAAGUUAUUUAUGUAGUAAAUGCUACUUUUUACAUUAGAGAAGUUAUUGAAGCACGGCUGCCUCAGUGUCAGAUACAGACAUAUCUAUCAGCGCUCUUUGAGAUGUUAACGGAUCGUCAAAGUCAGGUGUCAUCGGCUGCGGCUCAGCUGCUGACCCAUUCACUAACUUGUCGUGGAGAUACACUGGUUCACGAGGCUGACACAUUAGUCACAACGAUACUCGCUAGAUUGCCUGAAGUUCAUUCCUGUGUGCAAACCUACACCGAUCUUCUUGCAGCCCUUGUUGCUUUUGCUGCGCAUCAACAGACAGUUGUUUGUGAUGUGAUGCUGAGGCAACCCUUGCCCUACUCAUUCGUAUUCAGUUGUAAGUGUGAUGUUUAUGUGCUUAGGCAAUUGUUGGACGCGUGGGAAUGUGUAUCUCGGGAACGUUCUCUCUUCACGCCUACUCUUGAUUACCUGUUGGAAUUAUUGACAGGUGCGCUGGAGCAGCCGUACGAUAUAAUGGAUACUGGAGGAGGAAACUCUGUCAAGAUUGUUCAUGUGGAGCCCUGCCAGUACACAGCAGGUAUCACAGAGGUCAUCAAGAGCGGUGAACCAGAUUGGUCUUUAAAUGAACGGGUUCCAACUCUUCUUGCGGCAUUGUUCCACAUGAUCUGUAGCGUAUCUGAUACUCAAUUCCCUGUCGUAGUCAAAGAGAACAAAGAUGGUGAGCAUUUCAACAUAUACUUAAUUUUCAAACAGACAAGAACCAAGCAACCGCUGAUCAUUACCCCCGAGCUAAGAAGGUCUGCCGAAAAACCGGCUGGGUUGGCCGUUGCAGCGUUGAAAAUAUUGUUUUCCAAACUGCUUUUCCACUUUGGCAUAUUGGUUGUAUUGCAUUAUAGAACUCAUACAUCAGCAGUUAUUGAGGAUAUGAAUCAAGCUCGCGGAUGGACUGAGUGCCUCGAUCGUGAUAUGUUCAUUGACUCAAUCACGGUGCUGGUGCGCUCGCUUGUUGAGCAUCGCCCAGAUUGGAUAGAACCAUUAGCCAGGGCUGUGAUGGAUAAGGCUAGCAACGAACGCGAACCAAUACGACUUGCAGCAGUCAUAGUGUCAUCAGCCCUCGUGCGAAAGUCUCCAGAUUCCAGCGGAGAUUUCAACGAAAAACUACUGGUUGGCUGUAUUCGACUACUGGAGAACUCACUUAGCGAUCAAAGCCUCCGAAUUCGCAAGGUGAGACACGUUCUAAUAAUACCCUCACUCACCUUUCAGCUUUGCGUACGUGGCUUGGGAGAGUUAUCAGAAUGCUGCUCUGGAGCAGUUGCUGACAGAUUCGCAAGCAUGGCUGUUGAAGCCGCUAUGGGAGGGUUGGAUGACCUAGGAGACAGGAACGACACGGUAGCAAUGGAAUCCAUCAUAUCAUUGAACAAGCUUGUCUCGAAAACUAAUGAUUCACAAUUACAUUCUAUACUUCGACAAGUGCUGCUGAAAAUUCGUCCAUGUUUUGAAAAGGUGGAGUCUGGAGCAUUACGGGCGGCAUCGUUUAGCCUUUUUGGGGAAUUGGGCGCCAGAGUUGGAGGAGAUGAAGAGUUUAUGGGACACCUGCAUGCCAACAUUGUAGCUAUCUUACUCCAUCUAAAUGACGAAGAUGAAGACGUUCGAAAGGCCUGUAGUUUGACGCUCAAUCAAGUCCAUUCCUUAUUUGGAGUGGGGACGCUUUCAUCAAUAGUCGAACGUGAAAUGAAAGGAGGACGGCAGCCAUUCAGUUACUCCGCAGUUCAGCGUGAUCUUGCAAGUGUUUUGGUUUGUUUUCCUUCUUCUGGGGGGAGAAGAAGCACAAUGAACAACGAUUACUAUCACUCAGCACUCUCGUUUCCUGAUCGAGUGAAUCAGUACGCGUUAACAUGCAGCAACUACUUCAAAAGUUCGAAUGCACGCAUUCGAGCAAACGCUGCUCUUCUAACUGGACACAUGCUGGGCGUACUUACUCCACAACUUCGAGCUACCAUCAGCAAAGACCUCAUCUUCUCUAGUUUGGUGCUACUACUGAAAGAUCCAGAAGACGUGAGUGUACGAAUCGCAGCAGCAAAAGCAGUUGGAAGCCUACAUGAUUUCUCUUGA